Molecule: messenger RNA, 1845 nt
Organism: Phycodurus eques (leafy seadragon)
Lineage: Eukaryota; Metazoa; Chordata; Actinopteri; Syngnathiformes; Syngnathidae
Gene: rffl
Product: ring finger and FYVE-like domain containing E3 ubiquitin protein ligase
Exons: 7
Coding region: 67-1146 (359 amino acids)
Biological process (GO): protein K48-linked ubiquitination; proteasome-mediated ubiquitin-dependent protein catabolic process; negative regulation of extrinsic apoptotic signaling pathway via death domain receptors
Cellular component (GO): plasma membrane; cytoplasm
Molecular function (GO): ubiquitin protein ligase activity
Source: RefSeq, a predicted model, not a curated record
CCUGAUGACGUCACUUGGCCACCUUGUUCCUGUUUUGGCUGCUAGCUGCUGCUAGCCGUCACCGAAAUGUCGACAGAAAUGUGGGCGUCAUGUUGUCAUUGGCUGUGUUUGGACUCUGCGGAUGAUGAGGUAGGUGGGGCCCAGCCGCACCCUCAGUCCUACACAAACUCCGCCUUCAGCAGCCAACCGACUCCUCCCCCCGGACAACAGAACACCUGUAAAGCUUGCGGCCGGCGCCUGGACAUGCCCACCACCGAGCACGUGUGCGCCGACUGCAAAGAAAACUACUGCAACCGCUGCUCGGCCCAGUCGGAGCCCCGGCCCCGGCUGUGUCACACCUGCCGGCGUUUCCACGGCAACCUGCUUCAACGGGCUGAGUUGAUGAAGCUCAAAGUCAAAGAGCUGCGCGACUACCUGCACCUGCACCACAUCGCCACGCAUCUGUGUCGCGAGAAGGAGGAGCUGGUUGAACUGAUCCUGAGUCAGCAGCCGUCUCCGUCCGAACCCCCCGACCGCGACCCCGCAGUCGAUCCCCCGUUGCCGACCCUCGGCCCCGACGCCUCUGACCGGACCCCCGUUGCUGACCCCCCUGACGUUGACCUCCCCGACCGGACCCUCGGAGCCGUGACUCCUGAUAGCGUCCCCGCAGAUGUGAAUACCUCGGACCGGGAGCGGGAGCGGGACCCGGACCGGGAUCGGGACCGGGAGCGGGACCGGGAGCGCGACCGGCAGCGCGACCAGGAGCGCGACCAGGGCUGGGACCCCGCCGAGGACGCGGCGGCCCGCAGGGCGUCGCUGUCGGACUUGACGAGCGAGGACGACGUCGAAGCGCUGACCGUGCGACAGCUGAAGGAAAUUCUGGCGAGGAACUUUGUCAACUUCAAAGGCUGCUGUGAGAAGUGGGAGCUGAUGGAGAGAGUCACCCGCCUCUACCGGGACCACGCCGCCACCAACGAGGACAGCGGCGGUUGCGCUCCAGCGGGCUCCGAUCAGAACCUUUGUCGCAUCUGCAUGGACGCGGCCAUCGACUGCGUGCUGCUGGAGUGCGGUCACAUGAUCACGUGCACCAAGUGCGGCAAGCGGAUGAACGAGUGUCCCAUCUGCCGCCAGUUCGUCAUCCGAGCCGUCCACGUCUUCAGAUCCUGACGCAGGGUUUGACUUGUCGGCUGAGUUUUUGCAUCGGUUACCAUGGACAUUUUUCCGGCGAGGAGCAGUUCCGUCUCGCUGAGCAGCGCUUUCACGUCCUUCACCAUCAACACCACGGCGCCGCAGCUCAGCGUCUGAACGCACAUACACCAGAGAGGUCGUCUUUGUGUGGCUUUCCGUGACAAACGAUGUGUUCGUGUAGUACGCGUAUAUGUACGACGCUACACGUGCUACUAGAGAAACAAAGUAUGACGACGCGGUGGCUUUUACCUACCCCGAUGCUGCCGGACUGGGCGUAGACCAGGUCCAUGGACUUGGAGCUGGCGUUGACGGCGUGAGCGAGUUCCUGUUCCAGAUUGCGGUGACUCUGAGCCAGCUGGCAGAUACUGACGCACACAUUUCAUGUGAGUGAAUUAACAAGACGUAUAAAAAAUGUGUGCAAGUGGACAAACAGAAUUUGAAAUGAUGUAUGGAAUUAGAGGUGCAACAAUUAAUCGGUUAAUCGACAAACAAUUAUGAAAUGAAUCUGCAACUAUUUUGAUAAUUGAUUUAUCGUUUUCAGACCUUGUCUUACUUCAAAUUGUCCAAAUCGUCAGAAUUUCAGCCUGUCAACAGCAAAUCUUCUCCCAUUUCUGUCGUCCUCCAUGAAAGGAGACUGAUUCUCUUUGUUUUUCAAAAUAAGACAUUUGCAAAUAUCUG